UUGUGUCUUUAUUCUUUCUCUUCGUGAAUCUUGUAAUAAUCUUCUACAAAAUGUUCCUUAUGAAAUAUGAGGGCAUAUAAGGUGUGUUAUACACAAACGGGAAGCAAGAAGAAAAUUAGAGUUAUGGGCCCAAAGUUAUGCGCAUAUAUAUAAUCAAAUCGAAAAACUGUAGGAAAUACAUGAUAGGUCAAAAAACCCUGAUUUUCAUUUGAAGACGACGAUGAUGAUAUCCGAUCUUCCGGAGGAUAUGGUAGAAGAGAUACUGUCUAGGGUUUCAAUAAUAUCUCUAGGAGCAUUGAGAUGGAACGAUUUAUCUAAAGCUCGGGUCAUAUGUAAAGCAGAAGCUAGACAACAGUUUGCUGGUUUCAUGAUAAAGGGAUCUAAGGUUUGUUCAAUGAGAUUUGAUCUUCAUGGAAUCCAAAAUAACAACGUCGAAGUAGUUGAGCCAUCUAUAAAGCAAAUAGCUAAGUUUAAUCAUGUUGAGAUAUCUCAAGUCUUUCAUUGCGAUGGCUUAUUGUUAAUGAUGAGUAAGGAGGUCAGCAACACUAGGCUCGUGGUUUGGAACCCGUAUUUGGGGAAAAUAUGGUCGAUUCAACAUAGGAGUGCUUAUCAUUCCGAAAACAGCUUGCAUCAUUGGAGAGACUGGAAACUUGAGAACUGUGGAUCUUGGAGUAGCUGCCGUGCCGUAUCGUCAGCUACCAGUGUGCUCUUAUGCUCCAAGUUUAGAGCAAAUCAACCAAGGCCAAGAACUACCCCUUAUUGGUCAGAAGAAAAUAUCAAGAUUAUCAACCAGUCUUAUUUACAUUAUGUUAUUUGUUUCGUUCAUCACCUUCAUUUUGUUCUUUGACUCUGUUUUCUUUUGAAUAAGUCUAGUCAUACAAUGAUUGUUUUUUUCCUGAUAUAUAUUUAAUCAUAUGAU
This is a messenger RNA of Arabidopsis thaliana (thale cress), 919 nucleotides long. Its product is annotated as F-box and associated interaction domains-containing protein. The transcript is spliced from 2 exons. The record is from RefSeq and is marked reviewed. NCBI's taxonomy places the organism in Eukaryota, Viridiplantae, Streptophyta, Magnoliopsida, Brassicales, Brassicaceae. Bases 221 to 847 code for a protein of 208 amino acids.